AUGGCACAAUCAGUGCUGGUACCACCAGGACCUGACAGCUUCCACUAUUUCACGAGAGAGUCACUUGCAGCUAUCGAACAACGUAUUGCUGAAGAAAAAGCUAAGAAGUCUAAAAAAGAACGUAAAGAUGAUGAUGAUGAAAAUGGACCAAAACCAAACAGUGAUCUGGAGGCAGGAAAGUCACUGCCAUUUAUUUACGGCGACAUACCUCCAGGAAUGGUGUCCGAGCCCUUGGAGGAUCUGGACCCAUAUUAUAUCAAUAAAAAAACUUUUAUAGUAUUGAAUAGAGGGAAGGCAAUCUUCCGAUUCAGUGCCGCCUCUGCCGUGUACAUGUUAACUCCCUUCAAUCCUCUUAGAAAAAUAGCUAUUAAAAUUUUGGUACAUUCAUAUUCUACAUUGUUCAGCAUGUUUAUUAUGUGCACUAUUUUGACCAACUGUGUAUUUAUGACCAUGAGUAACCCUCCGGAGUGGACAAAGAAUGUAGAAUACACAUUCACUGGAAUUUAUACCUUUGAAUCACUUGUAAAAAUUCUUGCAAGGGGCUUCUGUUUAGAAGAUUUUACUUUUCUUCGAGACCCAUGGAAUUGGCUAGAUUUCACUGUCAUUACAUUCGCAUAUGUGACAGAGUUUGUGGACCUGGGCAAUGUCUCAGCGUUGAGAACGUUCAGAGUUCUCCGAGCAUUGAAAACAAUAUCAGUCAUUCCAGGCUUGAAGACUAUCGUGGGAGCCCUCAUUCAGUCUGUGAAGAAGCUCUCAGAUGUAAUGAUCCUGACUGUGUUUUGUCUGAGUGUAUUUGCACUAAUAGGGCUGCAGCUGUUCAUGGGCAACUUGAGGCACAAAUGCUUGCAGUGGCCUCCAGACAAUUCUACUUUGGAAAUAAAUGUUAUUUCCUACUUUAAUAGCACAAUGGGCCAAAAUGGAACAUUUGUUAAUACAACAGUGAGCACAUUUAAUUGGGAGGAGUACAUCGAGGAUAGAAGUCAUUUUUACUUUUUGGAAGGACAAAAUGAUGCUCUGCUGUGUGGCAAUAGUUCAGAUGCAGGGCAAUGUCCAGAAGGAUAUAUAUGUGUAAAAGCUGGUAGAAACCCCAACUAUGGCUACACAAGCUUUGACACAUUCAGCUGGGCGUUUUUGUCACUCUUUCGACUGAUGACUCAGGACUUUUGGGAGAAUCUUUAUCAGCUGACACUACGUGCUGCUGGCAAAACAUACAUGAUAUUUUUCGUUCUGGUAAUUUUCCUGGGUUCUUUCUAUCUGAUUAACUUGAUCCUGGCUGUUGUUGCUAUGGCCUAUGAAGAACAGAAUCAAGCAACCAUGGAAGAAGCAGAGCAGAAGGAGGCAGAAUUUCAGCAAAUGCUUGAACAGUUGAAAAAACAACAAGAAGAAGCUCAGGCAGCAGCAGCAGCUGCAGUAGCAGCUGAUUCAAGAGAGUUCAGCGGAGUAGGUGGGGUAGGAGGAUUCUCUGAAAGUUCUUCUGAAGCAUCGAAGUUGAGUUCAAAGAGUGCUAAAGAGAGAAGGAACAGAAGGAAGAAGAGAAAACAGAAGGAGCAGUCUGAAGGAGAGGAGAAAGAUGAGGAAGAUUUUCACAAAUCUGAAUCAGAAGAUAGCAUCAGAAGGAAAGGUUUCCGAUUCUCCAUUGAAGGGAACAGGCUGACAUAUGAAAAGAGGUUCUCUUCUCCACAUCAGUCUUUGCUGAGCAUUCGUGGCUCCCUGUUUUCCCCAAGGCGCAGCAGCAGAACGAGUCUUUUCAGCUUCCGAGGUCGAGCAAAGGAUGUCGGAUCAGAAAAUGACUUUGCCGAUGAUGAACACAGCACUUUUGAAGACAAUGAGAGUAGAAGAGGUUCUCUCUUUGUUCCACAUAGACAUGGUGAACGGCGCAACAGUAACAUUAGUCAGGCCAGUAGGUCAUCCAGGAUGGUACCAGUGCUUCCAGCAAAUGGGAAAAUGCACAGCACUGUAGAUUGCAAUGGAGUGGUUUCUUUAGUUGGUGGACCUCCGGCUCUCACGUCACCUGGACAGCUUCUCCCAGAGGUGAUCAUUGCCAGCAGUGGCUGUUUUAUGAAUGGCACCACAACAGAAACAGAAUUAAGAAAGAGACGGACAAGUUCUUACCAUGUUUCUAUGGAUUUCCUGGCAGAGCCCAGUGCAAGGCAAAGAGCAAUGAGUUUAGCCAGCAUACUCACAAACACAAUGGAAGAACUUGAAGAAUCCAGGCAGAAAUGCCCACCAUGCUGGUAUAGAUUUGCUAACACAUGCUUGAUCUGGGAUUGCUGCACUCAAUGGUUAAAAGUAAAACAUAUUGUAAAUUUGAUUGUGAUGGAUCCAUUUGUCGAUCUUGCUAUUACUAUCUGCAUUGUUUUAAACACAUUGUUUAUGGCCAUGGAGCAUUAUCCAAUGACGGAACAGUUUAGUCACGUGCUUUCAGUAGGAAAUCUGGUCUUUACUGGGAUCUUCACAGCAGAAAUGGUUCUCAAGAUAGUUGCCAUGGAUCCUUAUUAUUAUUUCCAAGUAGGCUGGAAUAUUUUUGAUAGUAUUAUUGUGAGCCUCAGUUUAAUGGAGCUUGGUCUUGCAAAUGUGGAAGGAUUAUCUGUUCUCAGAUCAUUCAGAUUGCUUCGAGUUUUCAAGUUGGCAAAAUCUUGGCCAACACUGAAUAUGCUGAUAAAGAUUAUUGGUAACUCAGUGGGGGCUUUGGGAAAUUUGACGUUGGUGCUGGCCAUCAUUGUCUUCAUUUUUGCUGUGGUUGGAAUGCAGCUGUUUGGUAAAAGCUACAAGGAAUGUGUCUGCAAGAUCUCCAAUGACUGUGAACUUCCACGCUGGCACAUGCAUGACUUCUUCCACUCUUUCUUGAUUGUAUUCCGAGUACUAUGUGGAGAAUGGAUAGAGACUAUGUGGGAUUGUAUGGAGGUUGCGGGGCAAGCCAUGUGCCUUAUUGUUUUCAUGAUGGUCAUGGUGAUUGGAAACCUAGUGGUACUCAACCUCUUUCUGGCCUUACUGCUGAGCUCAUUUAGUUCAGACAACCUUGCGGCUACAGAUGAUGAUAAUGAAAUGAACAAUCUCCAAAUUGCAGUGGCAAGGAUUCAGAAGGGAAUAGAUUAUGUGAAAAGAAAAGCACAUGAAUUCAUCCAAAAAGCCUUUGUUAGAAAACAGAAAGCUUUAGAUGAAAUCAAGCCUCUUGAAGAUCUAAACAACAAAAAAGACAGCUGCAUUUCCAACCAUACUGUCAUAGAAAUAGGUAAAGACCUUCACUAUCUUAAGGAUGGGAAUGGAACUACCAGUGGCGUAGGCAGCAGUGUGGAAAAAUAUGUCGUUGAUGAAAGUGAUUACAUGUCAUUCAUAAACAAUCCAAGCCUCACUGUGACAGUACCAAUUGCUGUUGGGGAAUCAGAUUUUGAAAAUUUAAAUACAGAAGAGUUUAGCAGCGAGUCAGAUCUAGAGGAAAGCAAAGAGAAGCUAAAUGCAUCCAGCUCAUCUGAAGGUAGUACAGUUGAUAUUGGACUUCCUCUAGAAGGAGAACAGCCAGAGAUAGAACCUGAAGAAGCUCUUGAACCAGAAGCCUGUUUUACAGAAGGCUGUGUACGGAAGUUCAAGUGCUGUCAAGUCAGCAUAGAAGAUCGGAAAGGAAAAAUAUGGUGGAAUCUUAGGAAAACCUGCUACAAGAUAGUUGAACACAACUGGUUUGAGACCUUCAUUGUCUUCAUGAUUCUCCUCAGCAGUGGUGCUCUGGCUUUUGAAGAUAUAUACAUUGAACAGCGCAAGACUAUCAAGACCAUGCUGGAAUAUGCUGAUAAGGUCUUCACUUACAUCUUCAUUCUGGAAAUGCUUCUAAAAUGGGUUGCUUAUGGUUUUCAAACCUAUUUCACUAAUGCCUGGUGCUGGCUGGACUUCCUGAUCGUUGAUGUCUCUUUGGUUAGCUUAACAGCUAAUGCCUUGGGCUACUCAGAACUUGGUGCGAUUAAAUCCCUUAGGACAUUAAGAGCUUUGAGACCUCUAAGAGCCUUGUCACGAUUUGAAGGGAUGAGGGUCGUUGUGAAUGCCCUCUUAGGAGCAAUUCCAUCCAUUAUGAAUGUCCUUCUUGUUUGUCUUAUAUUCUGGCUAAUCUUCAGCAUCAUGGGAGUAAAUCUGUUUGCUGGCAAAUUCUACUACUGUGUUAAUACCACAAAUGAUGAGAGGUUUGAUAUCAGCCAAAUCAACAAUUAUAGUCAAUGUGAGGACCUCAUAAACAACAAUGAAACUGCCAGAUGGAAAAACGUUAAAGUAAACUUUGAUAAUGUAGGACUUGGCUAUCUUUCUCUGCUUCAAGUAGCCACGUUUAAAGGAUGGAUGGAUAUAAUGUAUGCAGCUGUGGAUUCUCGAAAUGUAUUGGAUCAGCCUAAGUAUGAGGACAACCUGUACAUGUAUCUUUACUUUGUCAUCUUUAUCAUCUUUGGAUCAUUCUUUACCCUGAAUCUUUUCAUUGGUGUCAUCAUAGAUAAUUUCAACCAGCAAAAAAAGAAGUUUGGAGGCCAAGACAUCUUUAUGACGGAAGAACAGAAGAAAUAUUACAAUGCAAUGAAAAAGCUGGGUUCAAAGAAACCACAAAAACCUAUACCUAGGCCAGCGAACAAAUUCCAAGGCAUGGUCUUUGAUUUUGUGACAAAACAAGUAUUUGACAUCAGCAUCAUGAUUCUUAUCUGCCUUAACAUGGUCACCAUGAUGGUAGAAACAGACGACCAGAGUGAUGAAAUGCAAAAUAAUUUAUGGUGGAUUAACCUUGUGUUCAUUGUCCUUUUCACUGGAGAAUGUAUUCUGAAACUGAUUUCACUUCGUUAUUACUAUUUCACCAUAGGCUGGAACAUUUUUGAUUUUGUAGUUGUCAUUCUCUCCAUAGUAGGUAUGUUUCUAGCUGACCUGAUUGAAAAAUAUUUUGUGUCCCCCACCUUGUUCAGAGUUAUCCGACUCGCCAGAAUAGGUCGAAUCCUGCGUCUCAUUAAGGGUGCCAAAGGGAUCCGCACUCUGCUUUUUGCUUUGAUGAUGUCUCUUCCUGCUUUGUUUAACAUUGGUCUCCUGCUUUUCCUGGUCAUGUUUAUCUAUGCUAUAUUUGGAAUGUCCAACUUUGCCUACGUUAAGAGGGAAGUUGGUAUUGAUGACAUGUUCAACUUUGAAACUUUUGGCAACAGUAUGAUCUGCCUAUUUCAAAUUACCACGUCAGCUGGUUGGGAUGGUUUGUUAGCACCAAUUCUGAACAGUGGAGCACCAGACUGUGACCCUUACAAAGAUCACCCAGGAAGCUCGGUUAAAGGAGACUGUGGUAACCCUUCAGUUGGGAUUUUCUUUUUUGUCAGUUAUAUUAUCAUCUCAUUUUUAGUUGUAGUAAACAUGUAUAUUGCUGUUAUUUUGGAGAACUUCAGUGUUGCUACAGAAGAAAGUGCCGAACCCUUGAGUGAGGAUGACUUUGAGAUGUUCUAUGAGGUUUGGGAAAAGUUUGAUCCAGAUGCCACCCAGUUCAUAGAGUUCAGUAAACUGUCUGAUUUUGCAGCUUCACUGGAUCCUCCUCUUCUUUUAGCAAAACCAAACAAAGUUCAGCUUAUUGCAAUGGAUCUUCCCAUGGUAAGUGGUGACAGAAUUCACUGCCUUGACAUCUUGUUUGCUUUUACAAAGCGUGUUUUGGGGGACAGUGAUGAGAUGGAUGCACUUCGAAUACAAAUGGAAGAUCGGUUUAUGGCAGCAAAUCCUUCUAAAGUCUCCUAUGAACCAAUUACAACCACAUUAAAACGAAAACAAGAGGAAGUAUCUGCUGUCAUUAUUCAGCGAGCUUUCAGACGUUACCUUUUAAAGCAAAAACUUAAAAAAGUUUCAAGUAUGUUUAACCAAGAUAAAGAUAAAGAUGAGGAUGACCUGCCUAUCAAAGAAGAUAUGAUUAUCGAUAAGCUAAAUGAGAACUCCACUCCAGAAAAAACAGAUAUGACCCCUUCCACAACCUCUCCACCUUCCUAUGAUAGCGUAACGAAGCCAGACAAAGAGAAAUAUGAAAAAGACAAAUCAGAAAAAGAAGACAAAGGUAAAGACAUCAGGGAAGGUAAAAAGUAACAAAGAAUUCCAUUGGUGACAAAUAGUUUACAUCUGAGAAAGUGACAUAUUUGUGUCAACAAGACUCCUGUAUGAGGUCUAUGCCAAACUGACAGUUUUUACUUAUAUAAAUAUAUAUAUAUAAUGAUUAUAUAUAUAUAUAUACUUAAGGUCAGUGCCUAUAAC
Terrapene triunguis (Three-toed box turtle) is the source of this 6231-nucleotide messenger RNA. RefSeq names its product sodium channel protein type 2 subunit alpha. The record is from RefSeq and is a predicted model, not a curated record. NCBI's taxonomy places the organism in Eukaryota, Metazoa, Chordata, Testudines, Emydidae. Gene Ontology annotation, biological process: neuronal action potential; sodium ion transmembrane transport; membrane depolarization during action potential. Bases 1 to 6066 code for a protein of 2021 amino acids. Gene Ontology annotation, molecular function: protein binding; voltage-gated sodium channel activity. The transcript is spliced from 26 exons. Gene Ontology annotation, cellular component: voltage-gated sodium channel complex; axon; plasma membrane.